UGACCGAAGCAUCCACCUGUCUGGAUUCUUGGAGGAACAUGAGCACCACUAUGAGAUGGAUGAUGAUGAUGAUUUAGAUUGGAUCGAUAUUGUUGAAUCUGAGUCAGGGGAUAGUGAAGAGAAUCAUUUGGAUGAAUUUGAGGACUUCCUUGAUAGCAAUCUUGAAAUGUAUCGUAAUGCUUCGGUCCCAAAGUGCGGAGUUGUAAUUGAGGAGAUAGAAGAUGAAGAGAAACCUGCCAAAUAUAGUAAGACAAAACGAACCAAGAAGAAGAGUCAAGCUAGCGAAGAUGAAGACGAAGACUGUUUUCCUAUUCCCAAAGAAGAAACAGCUGAACCAGAGUGUAAGUCAGGCGUGGAGAUGGAGUUAGAUAAUGACAAACAAGGUAGCAAUAAAAAACGCAAGGCCAAGGCUUCUGAGCAAGAUGGUAUACAUGAAAGCAUAAGCAAGAGCAAAAGGAAGAAAAAUCAGAAAGAAAAGAAGAAACAAAUUUCUUCAAACACAACAGCUCCAGCCGGGAAGUACACCGAGACUUCUCAAGUACGGACAUAUCCGAACGGUCUCGUUGUUGAAGAGUUAAGCAUGGGAAAACCAACCGGCAAGAAAGCUGAACCUGGAAAACAGGCAUGCGUGUUGGCGACAAAAGAAGGACUACAAUUCCUCCAUCAAUGGGGUACAAGAAAAGUUGGAAGGGUGCUAGUGCCGAGGUUCCUCCUAACGCUUGGCUGACGAUUGAUGUCGAACUGAUUAAUGUUAAAAACGUUAUAAAGAUUGAAAGUAUGAUCCCUAAGGCUCGAGUCUUUUAAAAUGUUAUUUGUGGUUCCCAUAAGGACCAUAACAACUCCUACUAUGUAUGAUCUUUUACUUUUAUAUUCGGCUCCAUGAUUUGAUAUACCAAUGAUUCAUUUUGUUGAAGUCUCCCUCUAAUCAAGGUUCCUCAUUUGUGUAAGUAACUUGUUAAU
This is a messenger RNA of Arabidopsis lyrata subsp. lyrata, 960 nucleotides long. Its product is annotated as peptidyl-prolyl cis-trans isomerase FKBP53. The transcript has 6 exons. The record is from RefSeq and is a predicted model, not a curated record. Lineage: Eukaryota; Viridiplantae; Streptophyta; Magnoliopsida; Brassicales; Brassicaceae. Bases 56 to 727 code for a protein of 223 amino acids.